This is a messenger RNA of Bacidia gigantensis, 1641 nucleotides long. RefSeq lists its product as uncharacterized. The transcript has 5 exons. Lineage: Eukaryota; Fungi; Ascomycota; Lecanoromycetes; Lecanorales; Ramalinaceae. The coding region runs from base 1 to 1641 and encodes 546 amino acids. The record is from RefSeq and is a predicted model, not a curated record. Gene Ontology annotation, molecular function: iron ion binding; oxidoreductase activity, acting on paired donors, with incorporation or reduction of molecular oxygen; heme binding.
AUGGAAGGCCUGAAACUAGAGUCUCUUACAUCUAAGAGUGCCUUUGGCGGCCUCGCAAUCGUUUGCUUGCUCAUUUGGUACAUCUCUCGUCUUCUCUAUAAUGUCUACUUCCAUCCACUUGCCCACUUUCCUGGGCCAAAGUUGGCUGGCGCAACGCGGUGGUAUGAAGCGUACUUUGACCUUUGCGUUGGCCCUGGUGGCCAGUACUGGAGGGAGAUUGACCGAAUGCAUGAGAAAUACGUCAACUUCCACGAGACUCUCUACGCAAUGGGGGUCAAAAGAAACAAGGUGCCUUACAUGAUUGAUAUAUUCGGGACAAACCUCGCCAUAUUCGGCACCGAGCAGCAUGAUCUGCAUCGUACGAGGAGAGCUGCACUCAAUCCGUUCUUCUCAAAACGAUCCGUCGCCGGGCUCGAGUCUAUCAUUCAAUCAAAAGUGCGUCGCAUGUGUGAUCUGCUCAGCGACUAUGAGGCCAGUGGAAAGGUACUGAAGGUGCAGCACGCUCUUACGGCCACUAUCGUCGACAUCACAAGUGAAUAUUCAUUUGGAAAAUGCGCGGCUGCCCUCGAUGAACCUGAUUUUGGUCCGGACUGGGAUCAGAUGAUGCGAGGAGUCUCAGAGGUAGUCCCACUUGCUCGCUCUUUUCCGGGCAUUGUCCAAGUAGCCCAAGGAAUACCGAUUCGUCUUGUGGAGCUUGCGAAUCCUGUGCUCGCAGCAUAUUCACGUUUUGAGCAGCUUGUUCGGGUCCAAGUUGUAGAAAUUUUCAAUCGAUACCGGUUAUCCGACGCUGAGUUCGACAACGUCUCCACGAAUUCAACAUCGCUAGAGAGCAGGGACAAAAAGCCUGAUACUUCGACACGCUCCAUCUUCCACGAAAUCCUGAACUCAUCCUUGCCAGAGCAUGAAAAGACAGUCGAUCGUAUGACACAAGAAGCUCUGAGUGUUAUCGCCGCUGCUAGCGAGACUACUUCUUCGGUCCUAAGUACGACUAUCUUCCACAUCCUCGCGAACCCCAACAUCUACGCCCGCUUAAAGCAGGAACUCAAAGACGUCAUCCCAGACGCAAAAGAACUCAGCGACUGGCGCACGUUAGAAGCUCUACCGUACCUAACAGCAACAAUAAAAGAAGGCCUCCGCAUCACCGUCUCCAUCUGCUCCCGGCUUCCCCUAUCCUCUCCCGACAAGCCCCUCAUGUACACCACCCCUUCCAGCUCCUCUUUUACAGCCACCUCACCAACCUCGCCCCAGAAAACCUACACAAUCCCACCAGGCACCUACGUCGGCAUGACGCCCACCGACCUCCUCCACAACCCCGACAUCUACCCCUCGCCAAAAACAUUCUGUCCAGACCGCUGGCUCGCCACAACCCCAUCCCACCCUUCCCACCCACUGAGAACAAAUCCUAAACUCAUGGAUGCAGCAUUCCGGCCCUUCAACGCCGGGCCAAGGAUGUGUAUAGGGCUGAACCUUGCGUACGCGAAUAUGUACCAUAUCCUCGCCGCGCUGAUGAGGAGGUGGGAGCUGGAGUUAUAUGAGACGGAGAGGGAGAGGGAUGUCGAUUUUGUGAGGGAUCAGUUUGUGAGUAAACCUGGGAAGAAUGGCAAGGGGGUCAGGGUGAGAGUUGUGGGGGAGAGGGCGUAG